This is a messenger RNA of Rotaria socialis, 336 nucleotides long. NCBI's taxonomy places the organism in Eukaryota, Metazoa, Rotifera, Eurotatoria, Philodinida, Philodinidae. The record is from the annotation of a GenBank genome assembly.
AUGCCCGAUCGAUCUUUCAAAUAUGUUCAUUAUGUUUAUGAAAUGGUUUAUUUAAGGAUUAAGAAUUUGCGAAGACUUAGCUCAGAAAUUAAUAUUUCUAGUGGUACGGCUAAAUUGUUUUUAUUGGCGAUGAUCCAACAAAAAUCUCAUCCACAUGUUCGCGAUGAUACAAUAUUUAUUAAAAUCAUAGUUGAUGUUGGUGAUAUGUCAAAAACUCUGAUGCAUUAUCAACAAUUAUUGAUUAAUAAAGAAGAAGAAGCAUUAUUGCUUUCACAACAAUCAAUUGAAACUGACCGUGGCCAUGAUAAUUCCAACAGUCGACAAAGUUUUACAUGA